AUGUUUACUUGCGGUUGGAAAGAUUCUCGGAGAGACGCACUUGGCGGAUUGAUCCAAGAAGCUUACGCUAGAGGAGACGAUAGAGAGGCGGCAUUGUUGCUAAAGAUUCUAAACGGAGGAACCCAAGCAAAAGUGAAGAACGGUCGAAAUGAGUAUGUCUUAGAUGAAGAAGAAACAAACUCCAACAAGUCAACAAACACCUCUGUGGCCUUUGUAAGAGAAGUAAUUCCAAAGACAACCGACGUAGAAAACCUACAAAGUCGACAAAUUCCUCCAAUCCAACCCCCGCCGACCACACAACCACAAGAACCUUCCCAGACCUUAGAGGAUCCUCAAAACUGGUUCGAAGGCGCGUCGUCAAAAGAGGAGUCAGAUAAAGCUCUCGCUAUUAUGUCAGCGAAAAAAGGAACGUUGGAAAUGGUCAAUGGUGACAUCAUUCACAACGGAAGGAUCUUGCGUGGAGGAAACGCGCAAAUGAAACAAUCUCUUGCCCCACUUUCGCCCGGUUUAACUAUAAUCCUGAAGGGUUUGACGUCUUACAUACAACUCACCGUGUUUGAUGAAGAAUGGUUGGUCAAAGACCAGAAAGCCUGGUCCUUGAGAACAACAAAAUCCGACAAGAAAGAAUCCGGAGAGGCACGGAUAUAUGGUGGUGAAGCUCCUGUAGAAGAACUUACCAUCGACUUCGAAACUUGGGGAGAUUGUAUGGCAUUGUUUUGUGCUCACUUGGUGUCAUGCGGAUGGAAACCGGUAGCCGAGAAAUUUGAAGGUCACAUAGCAGUUGUGAAGAAAUUGAGGAAAGAUUUCGGCUGGAAGGUUGCUUUGAGAUAUUGCCGGUUGGUCAGGCAAGGUGUUAUGAGAGAAACCGUCAACAAGUCUAUAGGAAAUUACACAGAAAUGCAGGAAACCUUGUUAGUAGAAGCAAAAACGACAGCAGAAAGUUUCAACGAAAGACAUUUCAAGACAAACCCAUACGCGCCAGGAAAGUCAAAAUCAAAUAUCUGCCCUCUAACAAACAAGUCUAAAUUCGCAUCAGCCUCAACCCCAUCGACCUCAGGUGCACAGACGAAAAAUCGACAUGCACAUACCAGCAGUUACAAAGGUAACGGUAAACGAGGGAAAGGGAGCAGCGGCUACAAAGGUAGACACGAUGAUGGAAGGUCAAACCGAGACUGGAGACGUGAGGACCGUUAUGGAAGUGAUAGGUUUGCAGGUCAUAGAGAUCGCAGCAGAAGUCCAAACCGUAGAGACAAGGAAGGAAACCCUGUAAAAGGGAAACGAGCGUAA
Molecule: messenger RNA, 1287 nt
Organism: Melampsora larici-populina 98AG31
Lineage: Eukaryota; Fungi; Basidiomycota; Pucciniomycetes; Pucciniales; Melampsoraceae
Exons: 1
Coding region: 1-1287 (428 amino acids)
Source: RefSeq, a predicted model, not a curated record